Molecule: messenger RNA, 534 nt
Organism: Emericellopsis cladophorae
Lineage: Eukaryota; Fungi; Ascomycota; Sordariomycetes; Hypocreales; Bionectriaceae
Product: putative mitochondrial outer membrane protein-like protein
Exons: 2
Coding region: 1-534 (177 amino acids)
Source: RefSeq, a predicted model, not a curated record
AUGUCGCUGUUCGCAAUGAGCCUCCUCCAAGUAUUAUGCUCACCCGCAGUCCAUCUACUAAGCUUUGCUGGGCUUUUUGGCACGCAGCUCUACCAGUCCUUCAUCGUCACAAAGGUGUGUUACACCUCAUUGCCCAGCGAUGCCUUUAUCCGGCUCCAGCGCAGGAUCUUCCCAAUAUAUUUCCGGAUGCAGAGUGUCCUGUGGCUCGUCACGGCGCUGUCAUUCCCGCCGACCGGACCCUGGUCGCUGGUCCAGGGUGGUGCAGCUGACUGGGCUUCAUUCGCCAUCGGGGGCCUCUGCGCAGUGCUCAACCUGCUCUUGUUUGGGCCAAACACGAUGCGUGCCAUGCUUGCGAGGCGCGAGCUCGGAAUGGCGGUCCGAGGGAACGAGGAGAAUGGCGAGACGGACGUCGAUUUGGCUGCGGCGAAGCGGAGAUUUUCCAAGAAUCAUGCAGCCUCGAUACACCUCAACUUGCUCUGCAUCAUUGCCUUGUCCUGGCAUGGCUGGCGGCUAGCAGGCCGCAUGGCUUUCUGA